Oreochromis niloticus (Nile tilapia) is the source of this 2097-nucleotide messenger RNA. RefSeq names its product tetraspanin-8. The coding region runs from base 105 to 896 and encodes 263 amino acids. Gene Ontology annotation, biological process: regulation of vascular endothelial growth factor signaling pathway. NCBI's taxonomy places the organism in Eukaryota, Metazoa, Chordata, Actinopteri, Cichliformes, Cichlidae. Gene Ontology annotation, cellular component: plasma membrane. The transcript is spliced from 9 exons. The record is from RefSeq and is a predicted model, not a curated record.
CCGCCCAUCUUCUCUCACUUUCUCCGCAGCAGUCGGCUCUCCUGCGGUCUCCACAAACAGAACUGUUUUCUUCAAAAGUGUUCUUCCCCUUUCCAGCUGCAAAUAUGGCUCAAAUCAACACCUGCCUUAAACGAACCUUCACCAUCUUCAAUAUCUUCUUCGCGAUUGUUGGCGGCGUCAUCAUCAGCCUCACUCUGCUGGCUCAGUUCUCCACCAGCUUUCAAGAAGGAGGAAAUCUGGAGGGUCGGGUCAAUGGCCUGUUCGGCCUCUAUAUCGUGGGCGCCAUCAUCAUGGUGCUGGCUAUCCUGGGAGCCUACGGAGCCCACAAGGAGAGCAGAGUUGCCCUGAUUGUGUUCCUGGUGUGUAUGGUCCUUGGAUGUCUGGUGAUGUUCAGAUAUGCAGUCCCAGUCGCCGUCAUGCGUCCACAGGUUGAAGGUAUGAUGGAGGAUAAGUUCCGGAACUAUCUGCCUUUGGAUGAACACUCAGAGGAUGUGAAGAACAUGGCUGACAACCUCCAGAAAACUUUUCACUGCUGUGGUCUGUUCAGCUACAAUGACUGGAAGAACAUUCCUGAAUCCUGUAAGUGCAACCUGGAGGAGGAGGAAGAGGGCAAGUGUCAGACUGUUGGCUACAGAUAUUUAAUGGAGAGAUCAACAUCCGUCUACACCCAAACCUGCUUCCCCAUAAUAAUGCACUACUUCCUGCUGGCUUUUGACAUCGUACUCGGAGUCGUCUUCACUCUGGCUAUUCUGGCACUGCUCGGCAUGAUUCUGUCGUCGGUCAUGAUCCACCAGAUGCGUCACCCCAACAGGCCCCCCAUCCUGCUCACAGUUUCCACCGUCUUCUCCACAUCGCCACCAAAAUACGAGGAGCUGUACAACCCUCCACCAUAUUAGACACAGAACGAUGCACACUUCCUUUAUUGCUAGCAGGAAGUUCCAGCAGUCCUGUUAGUUUUGUUUUUCUUGAAUUUUAACGUGAAAUAUUGAGUUUGAGGUUUGUGUCCAAAGUGCCUUACAGCUCUGUAAGGAGUUCUGACUUGUGGCUCCUUUAAGAGCAGUGAAAACAUGAUUAUUUUUUUUUAAGGAGCCUGAAAAAUGCCACAACUUUUUUGAUACAUAAACAUUGUUCUUAUGCUACUGUUUAUUUAUCUUAUAUGUUCUUGCUUUCAAGUUAAGAAAUGUUUUCUAUUUUCCAAGAUUUGACAUAUGGCUUUCAUUUAGAAUCAAGUUUUAUCAGAAAUCAUUAUUUUCGUCACAUGUUAAGAGUUCAGAGGUUCAUCACAUGAAAAAAGAAAAGGGAUGUGAAAGUGAAGCUCAAAUCUCUCCAAAAGAGACCUGGUACAAACAGCACUACUAAGAAUUAAAAGUUUAAUUAUUUGGAUUCAAAGUUUAAAUACUGAGGUUUAAAUGUGUUUUCUAUAUAUAUAUAUUUCCAAUACUUUUAUCUUAUUUUUAUUUUUAAAAGUCUUGCUAAAACUUUAGAACUUUUAUAAAAUGUUUUAGGGAAAAAAAGCUCCUCCCAUUUUUAAGAAGAAAAUGAGGGUUAUGCAGUCAGUGGCAUUCAAGCAUGGAUUCAAAAGAAAACUCACACAUGCCAACAACUCAUUUUGGCCUGAAGUCGCUUUGAAAAAAGCUGCAGCCGGUAACAAUCAUUGUGGUUUUUUUGGUAAAGCAAAUUUUUUUUUAAACAGUGUGGACUCCUUGAUCUUAAUCCACUCAUAGUUUUUGCACACACACACACACACACACACACACACACACACACACACACACACACACACACACACACACACACACACACACACGAAAAAGAAAUCUAUAAAUCUUUGAAAUGCCAUCUGCUGGUGAAUGUUCCCGCGUUCUUUCAUCUCGGCACCAUUACGUGUAGUUAAAAGAAAAGCACAUUUCCUCUCUGGCCACAUUAUUACUGUUUGAAAACUGAGCACUGUUGAUGUAAAAAACAAAAAACAGCGUUUUAAAUAUUUAGAAAGGGAAUCUUUUGUUCUACUUUUUCUUGUGGGUCUCUUGUUUUUGCCAUGUUUGAUUUUUCUGAUGUAAACAUCGACGACUUACAAAAAUAAAAGGUGAUAAAAGA